AUGGAGUUUGGAGUAUUAAACCUAUUCAGGAGUUAUCUUAGUGUACUCAUGAUUAUCGUCACUCUACCAGAUCCAUCUAAUGAUUUCAAUGAGUGUUUAAGUAACUCUUUUCGGGGUUGUGACGUAAACGCGAACUGCCACAACACUUUUGGCUCUUACGGCUGCUCUUGCAAAACUGGAUUUGUUGGAGACGGGAAAUCAUGUACAGAUAUUGACGAGUGUAGUUCUUCAAAUGGAUGUGAUGUCAAUGCCGAUUGCCAUAAUAACCAGGGCUCGUAUAGUUGUUCCUGCAAAUCUGGAUUUAUUGGUAAUGGAAAAUCUUGCCAAAGGGCUAGAAACUGCGGGGAGCUUUAUAACACUGGAGCCAGAAGCAAUGGCGUUUAUAUAAUUGACCCUGAUGGCUCAGGUGACUUUAAUGUUUACUGUGACCACACAACCUCUGGCGGGGGUUGGACUGUGUUCCAGAAGAGACUGGACGGCUCUGUUGACUUCUUUCGCACCUGGUACCAUUACAAACACGGCUUUGGAUACACAACAAGCGAGUUUUGGCUCGGACUGGGCAAAAUACACCGCCUGACUAGUAGCGGGGUCUAUGAACUUCGCAUAGAUUUGGAGGAUUUUGAUGGGAAUGCUGUUUACGCUGAGUACACCACGUUCAAAGUUGAGAGCGAAGGAUCUGAUUACACUUUAAGAAUCGGAAGCUAUUCAGGAACUGCCGGAGACUCGCUUUCUUAUCACGAUGGUUACCCAUUUACAACAAAAGACCGAGACAAUGAUUCACAGGAGAAAGUUAACUGUGGCGAGGUUUGUAAAGGAGGGUGGUGGUACAAAGCGUGUUGGAAGAGCAAUCUAAAUAGUUACUAUCACCGAAGAAACUACCAAGCACAAAACGAUUGGUACAAUGGCGUUGGCUGGGCCCACUGGAAAGGACAUGAUUACUCACUUAAAAGAACUGAAAUGAAGAUACGACCAGUAAGCUUUUAG
Stylophora pistillata is the source of this 984-nucleotide messenger RNA. Its product is annotated as microfibril-associated glycoprotein 4-like. Lineage: Eukaryota; Metazoa; Cnidaria; Anthozoa; Scleractinia; Pocilloporidae. Gene Ontology annotation, molecular function: calcium ion binding. The record is from RefSeq and is a predicted model, not a curated record.